Messenger RNA from Peronospora farinosa, 1299 nucleotides. Lineage: Eukaryota; Oomycota; Peronosporomycetes; Peronosporales; Peronosporaceae. The record is from the annotation of a GenBank genome assembly.
AUGAAAAGGUCUGAGAGUAGCGUCACCAAUCUUCUCUUCUUAAAUUUUAAUCAGGAAGCUUCAUGUAUCAGCGUAGGAACUCGUCAAGGUUUUGCUAUCUACAAUUGUGAACCAUUUGGCAAAUGUUUUCAAGAAGAUAUUGGAGGCAUUGGCAUUGCUGAAAUGUUGUACUGUACCAGUUUAGUUGCUCUUGUUGGUGCUAGCGAUCAGCCUGCAUUUUCACCGCGUCGAUUGCGUGUAUGGAAUACCAAAACGGGUGCUGCAAUUUGUGAUCUCAAUUUCGUCACAGCCGUGUUGGCUGUGCGCAUGAACCGACAGAGAUUGGUAGCAGUGCUGGAACGCAAGAUUUACAUUUUCGACAUUAGCACCAUGAAGAUCCUAGAGACACUAGACACGUCGCCAAAUCCAAAGGCAUUGUGCGCGCUUUCUCCGCACGACAACGGCCAUCUGGCUUUUCCAUCCGGUGCCUCACCAGGAGAGAUUGUGCUAUAUGAUGCCAACAAUCUUAGUGUAUUGAACGCGUUCCAAGCACAUCGUACAGCACCUGUUGCGAUGGCGUUUAAUUCUCAAGGCACAUUACUUGCGACCGCUUCCGAGUCGGGAACACUUAUUCGCGUCUUCGCCGUUCCAAGCGGGAAAAAAAUCGCAGCCUUUCGACGAGGUUCUUACGGCGCUCAAGUUUACUGCCUAGCGUUUAAUGAGAGCUCUACAAUCCUGUGUGCUUCCAGCGACACGGGCACUAUCCACUUCUUCUCAUUGACUGGAGCUGAAAGCUCUGCUACAGGAAGUUUUGGCCACUUCACGCCAAUCACGUCGACACUGGCAGUUGCUGGAAGCACCUUCGGUUCCACAGUCUUUGGUAGUGCUGCCGCGCCACCGAGCCCAACAAUCCCGACAACGGUUGAAUCUUCACCUGGGGUAUCCUCGAUGCAUGCUGCUAGGGUCAGUGUGCCCACGGCGCGGACGACUCGUACUACCCCCAGCCCAGCUGUCACGAGUUUCGAUGAUGUGGCUGCAGUCAUGAGCGGCUAUCUGCCUAGCUCCUUUUCGGGUAUCGCGGAAGGAACUCGCGACUUUGCCUAUGCUCGACUUCUCUCUACUGGAGUACCGAACCAGUGUGCAAUCCACGGUCCUCGGGAUACCAAAAACCCGGUUGUACAGCUAUACGUAGCUACUGCUGACGGCUACUUUUAUGAGUACUCACUUAACCUUGCUGUCGGAGGCAAGUGCAAGCUUGAGCGGGAAAACGUCCUCCGCGACAGCACGUCCGAAGAAAUCGAGGCCGUCUACAUUUCGUGA